UAAACUGUCGUAAAAAAGCACUUCGUUAUUAUGCACGUCACUGAGAACAGUUUGAUGACAAAUAUGGCCUAAACAACGGGAAGCCUUCAGGUUUCAAAGAAGAAAAUGCUACUAUAAUACAUUCAACAUAUAUUCACUAUUAUUUUUGCACGUUUAUAUGGUUUGUUAAAUCUAGCUUGCCUGCAUUCGGUCUUGCGUAAUGGCUGGCGUCAUGGAAACAGAGGAGCAAGCGAGGAACCGGUUCCAGUCGGAGUUGGAGUUUGUUCAGUGCUUGGCCAACCCAAACUACCUUAACUUUUUAGCUCAAAGAGGGUACCUGAGAGAAAAACCUUUUGUGAAUUACCUGAAGUAUUUGCUUUAUUGGAAAGAACCAGAAUAUGCCAAAUUCCUAAAAUAUCCACAUUGCUUGCACAUGUUGGAGCUGUUGCAGUAUGAGCACUUCCGGAAAGAGCUGGUGAAUGCUCAGUGUGCUAAGUUCAUUGAUGAGCAGCAGAUCCUGCAUUGGCAGCACUACUCACGCAAGCGCACGCGCCUUCAGCAAGCUCUUGCUGAGCAACAGCAGCAACAACAGCAACAGGCCCCUCCCCAUGGCAACCCCACUUCCAAAUGAGGCUUCUACACGUUGGCUAGUGAGGUCUCAGUACUCCAUGCCCCAGUCACUUUUUUUAUGAGGACAUUUGGGUAAAUCGUGUAAACUUUCUUAUACCUUUUUUUUUGUAUAUGGUGAUGCUGAAAGUAGGUUCAAAAGUUUGUUUGGUAUUGACUGUCAAAACUCUCUUAUGGUAGACUCACGAUGCCCUGUGGGGAAAUAACAACGUUUAGAGACAAAUUGUGAAAGGAACAAAAAGCAUGUUUACUUUUGAUUGUUUGAAUAGAACAUUUUCUCACACUGGUAUUUUAAUUCUAGUUCCCUAAAUGCCAGACAAUCCAGUAACCUGACCAUAUAAUUUAAAAACCUAGAGAAAUUGUCACAUUGAUUCUUGUCUGCUCAAAUUUCUCCAUUUAUUUCCAAUUGUAUUUUGUCAUUUAAGUAAAUGGUCCCUUGUUAUGAAAGAGCUUAAAGAUAUGUUUUAAGGUUUGCAUUAUAUGGCAUUAAGGCAUCACUUUAGAGGCAAAGGGGUGUGUGUGCUGUUCAUAUAUUUGUGAGAAAAUGCAAAUUAAGAUUCUAUAUUAACACAGAACUGUGACUUUGAGGUGUUACCACCUCAGCUUUUCUUACUGUCUUGUACAAUAAAGACAUUUGUAAAUGUGUUUUGUCUUAAAAUGGGACCUUCAGACAUUUAACUUAUGUAAAAAAAAUUCAAUCAAAAUUAAAUGGCUGAUUUUAGUGAUCAAUGAAGAUA
This is a messenger RNA of Electrophorus electricus (electric eel), 1343 nucleotides long. RefSeq names its product mediator complex subunit 31 (gene med31). Gene Ontology annotation, molecular function: transcription coregulator activity. NCBI's taxonomy places the organism in Eukaryota, Metazoa, Chordata, Actinopteri, Gymnotiformes, Gymnotidae. Gene Ontology annotation, biological process: regulation of DNA-templated transcription. Gene Ontology annotation, cellular component: mediator complex. The record is from RefSeq and is a predicted model, not a curated record.